AUGGAGGUGUUUCUGCGCAAUCUGCCCCCGCACCUGACCGAGGGCGCCCUGCUCGGCCAGCUCCAGCCGUUCAUGGAAAAGCUCUCCAUCGCAGAUUACGUGGCCGAGAAACCGAGAAAUAAACCCACAGGACGCAUCACCUUCCUCCGCGAAGCCGACGGCAAGCGGUUUCUCCAACAUCAUGGGGAAGUGCCGCUCCCCCAGACACCGUUCGCCCCGCCGCGGGGCCGGCAGCAUGGGCACCCGCCCACACAGGCCCGCCUCUCCAUCAUGGGGAAGAACGUCUUCUGCAAGCUAAGCAACCGGAAGCCCGACGGGCUGACCCUGAGGAGUAUCGAGCAUGAAGCCAGCCAACGCGGCCAGGCCGAGCCUCCGCCAGAGCCAACCACCAGGACCCUCGCGGCCACCGAGCUGAACUGCGGCUACUACGACUUCGACAAGGACGCAAGACUCACCUUCACGGCCGAGUGGACGGCGAGGGAGCGUUGCCACGUCAAGUUCGCCAAGCGGAACCUCCUCAUCGGCAUGACCGGACGAAGAGUCCAGCUGCGCAUCCCGUUUCAAAGCAUCAUCGAGCUGGUGUGGUGGGAAGACGGCAGCGCCGCAGUGACGCUUUCAUGGCCGCCCACCAUUCUGACAUGGGAACCCCCCGACGACAAGCUUACCAGGUUACUCUCCAUGCUCAGCGUCACCGAGAGAGACCGUCUGAUGCUAGCCAACCCGCGCCAGAGACUCGAUGCCAUCGACUCCCAGCAUCGGCCCGUAUCCGCCUUCUGCCUGGUGUACCAUUUCAGAGUGCCCAACCCCGUCACCAGACACGCCAUCAGCGACUUCCAAAGCGAAAUGUACAAGAUGAAACAGAAGGCGUUGUUCCCUGUCACGCACUACCGUCUCGGCUUCCGGCACGCUGCCGCCCCGGGGUUCGCGGACGCGGCCGCCAGCAUGCGGAACCAGCUGGCGAACUACAACCGCGACGGCUCGCUUCCAUUCGGCCUGUUGUUUUUACUCCAGGCCCUCGUAGCAAACGGCUAUCUCCAUCCGGCCACGGUCUCUGCCCUCGCCCGCAAGCUAGUCGCCUUGUUCGCAGCGGCUAAGCCUGCCUGGCGCAGCCAACCGCCCGUCUCAGUCGACGCCUUCAAGCAGCUGUUCCAAUGGAUUGACUAUCCAACACCGCCUCCCAACGGCGAUCCAAACAUGUUUUCUGUCGACGGCAUCAUGGAGUAUCUGCAAGGGGCCGAGCGCCUCGUCCGCGAAGGGUCGGCCACAAGAGCGGCCAUUUUCGAUGACGCGCCGAUUAGGGCCCGCAUCUUCCGCGCCACCGUCACGCCUACGCGCAUUACUCUGCAUGGCCCUGAGCUAGAACCCAUGAACCGCGUCCUCCGCAAGUUCUCGGACCAUUCGUACUUCAUCAGGGCGCAGUUCUGCGACGAAAACGGCCAGGACCUCUUCUUCAACGCCAAGGUGUCCCUGGAUGCCGUCUUCGAUCGCUUCAAGUCUGUGCUCACCGACGGCAUCCAGGUGGCCGGCCGGGUAUACAAGCUCCUGGGCUUCUCCCACUCGAGCCUUCGAGCACAUUCUGCCUGGCUGUCCGCCCCUUUCAUCCACGAGGGACGCGUGCAAAUCCCCGAUCUGAUCAUCACGGGCCUCGGUGACUUCAACAGGAUCCAGUCGCCCGCCCGCCGUGCGGCUCGUAUCGGCCAGGCUUUCUCGGAGACCCCCUACGCCGUCGACCUCGACGAGAACAUGAUCCAAGUUCUCGAGGUCCCCGAUGUCGAGCGGAACGGGCGCGUGUUCAGCGACGGCGUCGGAACCAUCUCGGCCGGCGCUGCCGACGCUGUGUACAACGUCAUUCCCAAGUCCAAAGGUUACCCGACUUGCUUCCAGAUCCGAUGGGCGGGCGCGAAAGGCAUGCUGUCCCUAGACCCGCGCCUCGAAGGGAACAAGAUAUGCAUCCGUCCCUCCAUGGUCAAAUUUGAGAGCAACGACAGGCAGCUGGAGAUUUGCGACAUGGCUUCCAGGCCGAUUCCCAUGGUGCUGAACCACCAACUGAUCAAGAUCCUCGAAGAUAUGGGGGCGCCAGACAAGUGGUUCCUCGAAUUGCAAAACAGGGAACUGCAACGGCUCCGCGCUGUUACUGCCACAGUGUGCAACACAGCGAGCUUCGUCAGGGCCAAGAAAAUUGGCCAGAGCAUUCAGCUGCAUAAGCUUCUCCUCCAGACAGAGGCCAUGGGCUUGGAUUACUGGCAAGACGACUUCCUUCGCACCGCGGUCGAGGCGAUUGUGCUCAAUGAGCUUCGUCUCUUGAAGCACAAAGCCCGUAUCCCCGUCCCGAAGGGCAUUACCCUGUUCGGUAUAAUGGACGAAACAGGGUUCUUGGACGAAGGGGAAGUCUACGUGACGUACGACGCGGAGGACCGUUAUUGCCAGCCUCCGGGACCCGGACCCGUGAUUGUGGCGCGCUCACCUGCGCUGCAUCCAGGCGACAUCCAGGUUGCGUACAAUCGGAUCCCGCCGGACGGACAUCCUCUGAUCCAGCAGCGCAACUGCCUCAUCUUCAGCAGCUGGGGCGAUCGUGACCUCCCAAGCCAGCUGUCAGGAGGUGACCUCGACGGUGACCAGUUUCACGUCAUCUGGGACCCCCAAGUCGUUGCGUCUGUGAUCACCUUCGAACCGGCGAAAUACGAUCGCGUCUCGCCCCUCGAGUUGGACAGACCGGUGGUCAGCGCAGAUAUUGCCGCCUUCUUCGUCGACUUCAUGAGAACGGACCAUCUGGGUGUGAUCGCGACGCGGCACAAAAUUCUCGCAGACCAGAGAGAGGGUGGUACGCUCGAUCAGGAUUGCGUCAGGCUCGCCGAGCUGCACUCCAGAGCCGUUGAUUUCUCAAAGACCGGGCGGGCCGUCGAGCGGUGGGAGCUUCCCCAAAGCUUGAAAUGGCGGCCCGAUUUCCUCUCUCGAGGGCCAGAAAUCAAAAUCCACGACAUAUCCGCCAUUGAGUUGGACCAGUACGCCGCCUCACGGGGCGACGAGGAUGUCGAUGACGUUAACGAUGAAGGGCCACAGCACCGGUACUACCGCUCAGAAAAGAUCCUGGGAAAGCUCUACCGCGCAGUGGACGAGCGAAAGAUCUGGGCAGAAGACAUCCGGAUGGCCAUCACGAGCCGGGGGUCGUCGUCUUUCUGGGACCAGUUCCUUGCCGUCAUCCAGGAGCGCGUGCGUGCCAUUGGCCCUGUGGAAUGGCAGCGCCGCUCUGCCGAGGCUCAGAGAAUCCGUCACGCCUACGAAGACGCGGUCCACGGCGUCAUGAUAGACUGUGCUGAGCACCCCCAUCAGCCCCUGAGGGAAUUUGAGGUGUUCAUCGGCUUCAUCUUGCACAAGACGGAAGGGCAGGCACGUCGGCAGCGGGACCGGUCCGUCAAGAUCAAGGACGAGUUCGAGUACAUCACCUCGUGGAUCACGCGAGAGAUGCGGAACCCGUCCAAGGUCAGCGGGCGGCACGCCGGCGAGCUAGACGCGCUCGAGUUGUGUCUUGCCUGCCUACACAUCGGGUGCCGCACUGGCCCCAGGGAGAAGCGGGCCUGGCACCGCAGCUCGGCGCUCGACCUCGAGAGCUUCAAGAUCGUCGCCGCGGCGGCGCUGGUGCGCGAGCUGAGCAUCCUCGAGACGAGAGGCCGGGGGGGCCAGACGUACGCAUACGGCGGCAGCGGGAAUGUCGGCUUCGGUGGCUGA
Molecule: messenger RNA, 3726 nt
Organism: Thermothielavioides terrestris NRRL 8126
Lineage: Eukaryota; Fungi; Ascomycota; Sordariomycetes; Sordariales; Chaetomiaceae
Exons: 3
Coding region: 1-3726 (1241 amino acids)
Biological process (GO): siRNA processing
Cellular component (GO): nuclear RNA-directed RNA polymerase complex
Molecular function (GO): RNA-directed RNA polymerase activity
Source: RefSeq, a predicted model, not a curated record